CCUUAAGCUGUUCCUUUCUUCCCUUUCAUUUCAUUGCAUGAAUAAUUCUUCGUUCAAAGGGGAUGCAGACAAAGAAGAUCGAUGAGAUGAGACUGAGUUAUAACAUAAGAUAUUAGGUUGUAGUUCAAGUGAAGUUUCCUCUGGGGGAGUGCACAAACAUGUCUUCUGCAGCUGCAACUUGGGUCACGUCUCUCCAAUGUUCACCCUCAGAGGAAACAUUUCUCUCAACUUCAAAUCUACCUCAGUGGCUGAGAUUCAUUUUCCUCUCACCAUGUCCUCAGAGAGCUCUAUUUUCUGCUGUUGACGCACUACUCCUUCUUACCCUCUUUGUGUUUGCUAUCACAAAGCUCUAUUCAAGGUUCACUUCCAAUGUCAACACCAACUCCGAGCUCAACAAGCCCCUUAUCAGAAAUACCAGAGGUUCUGACAGAACAACUAUAUGGUUUAAGCUAACUCUAACUGCAACGGUUGUUUUGACUAUAUUGUACCUGGUCGCUUGCAUUCUGGUCUUCAGCAGUUCCACCCAGUUGCCAUGGAAGCAAGUUGAUGGACUAUUUUGGUUGGUUCAGACCAUAACACAACUAGUCCUUGCAAUCUUAAUCAUUCAUGAGAAAAAAUUUGAAGCUGUUGCUCACCCAAUAUCGCUUCGAAUAUACUGGAUUGCGAAUUUCAUCAUCGUUUCUUUGUUCACAGCAUCUGGGGUUAUACGUUUGGUCUCUGUGGAAGUGGAAGAAGGCAAGCACUUCAGCUUUAUGGUGGAUGACAUAGUCUCUUUCAUUUCUCUCCCUCUGUCGCUUUUUCUGCUUUGUGUUGCGAUUAAAGGAUCCACUGGGAUUAAGUCAAGGGAAGAAACGCGACCGCUUAUUGAUGAGGAAACCAAACUAUAUGAUCCUAAUCUGGACAAAUCCAACGUUACUGGAUUUGCAUCAGCUUCUUUACUAUCCAAGGCCUUUUGGAUUUGGAUAAACCCCUUGUUGAGUAAAGGGUACCAGUCACCAUUGAAGAUUGAGGAAAUUCCAUCCCUUUCACCACAGCAUAGAGCUGAGAGGAUGUCAGUUAUAUUUGAAUCAAAAUGGCCUAAAUCAGAUGAGAGGUCGAAGCACCCCGUUCGAACCACGUUGCUUCGGUGCUUCUGGAAGGACAUAGCCUUCACUGCUUUCCUUGCUGUUAUUCGGCUGAGUGUCAUGUUUGUAGGGCCAGUUCUCAUUCAAAGUUUUGUUGAUUUCACUGCAGGGAAGGGUAGCUCUGUGUAUGAAGGAUACUACCUCGUGUUGAUUCUCCUUUGUUCCAAAUUUGUAGAAGUUUUGACCACUCACCAUUUCAACUUCAAUUCUCAGAAGCUUGGGAUGCUUAUAAGAUGCACUCUCAUCACUUCUUUGUACAAGAAGGGGUUGAGGCUAUCAUGCUCUGCAAGGCAGGAUCAUGGUGUUGGGCCUAUUGUGAAUUACAUGGCUGUUGAUACCCAGCAACUCUCUGACAUGAUGCUUCAACUUCAUGCCGUGUGGAUGAUGCCAUUUCAAGUUGGCAUUGGUUUAAUUUUGCUUUACAAUUGCCUAGGUGCCUCAGUGGUUACGGCCUUGAUUGGACUUCUUGGUGUUCUUGCGUUUAUUGUUGUGACUACUCGAAAGAACAAGGGUUACCAAUUUAAUGCAAUGAUGAAUCGUGAUUCUAGGAUGAAAGCUGUGAAUGAGAUGCUUAAUUACAUGCGUGUUAUCAAGUUCCAGGCUUGGGAGGAGCAUUUCAACGAGAGAAUUUUGGAUUUCCGUAAGUCAGAGUUUGGGUGGCUAUCCAAGUUUAUGUACUCAAUUUGUGGCAAUAUUAUUGUGUUGUGGAGCACACCGUUAUUGAUAUCAACAUUCACAUUUGGUACGGCGAUUUUGCUUGGAGUUCCACUUGAUGCAGGGACGGUGUUCACCACCACAACUGUGUUCAAGAUCCUACAGGAACCUAUUAGGACAUUUCCACAGUCUAUGAUAUCUCUUUCACAAGCAAUGGUAUCACUUGGGAGGUUAGAUAGGUACAUGUCUAGCAGGGAAUUGUCAAUUGAUUCAGUUGAGAGAGCUGAAGGUUGUGGUGGACCAACUGUUGUGGAGGUUAAAGAUGGAACCUUUAGCUGGGAUGAUGAUGGCCAAGAGCAGGACUUGAAAAAUAUCAAUUUGGAGAUUAACAAGGGGGAGCUCACAGCUAUUGUUGGGACUGUAGGGUCUGGAAAGUCUUCUCUCCUUGCAUCAAUUCUUGGUGAGAUGCACAAAAUUUCUGGAAAGGUUCAAGUUUGUGGGAGUACUGCUUAUGUUGCACAGACAUCUUGGAUUCAAAAUGGGACCAUUGAAGAAAACAUUCUCUUUGGUCGACCAAUGGACAGACGGCAGUACAAUGAAGUUGUCAGGGUUUGUUGCUUGGAGAAAGACUUGGAAAUGAUGGAGUUUGGGGAUCAGACAGAGAUUGGAGAGCGUGGCAUCAACCUAAGUGGGGGCCAGAAGCAGCGUAUCCAACUUGCCAGGGCUGUGUAUCAAGACUGUGAUAUAUAUCUUCUUGACGAUGUCUUCAGUGCUGUUGAUGCACACACUGGCACUGAAAUUUUUAAGGAAUGUGUGAGGGGAGUUCUAAAAGGCAAGACCAUUAUUCUUGUAACACAUCAAGUAGACUUCCUACACAAUGUGGAUCUUAUAAUGGUGAUGAGGGAUGGAACGAUAGUCCAAUCAGGGAAGUACAAUGAUCUACUCGAUUCUGGAUUGGAUUUUAGUGUUCUCGUAGCAGCACAUGAGACCUCUAUGGAACUAGUAGAACAAGGUGCCGUUAUGCCUGGUGAAAAUUUGAACAAACCAAUUAAAUCUCCGAAGGCAGUAGCAAAUGGUGAAAGCAAUUCUCUUGAACAACCCAAGACUGGCAAGGAAAGUUCUAAACUCAUCAAAGAAGAGGAGAGAGAGACUGGGAAAGUUAACUUACGUAUCUAUAAACUCUACUGCACUGAGGCUUUUGGGUGGUGGGGCAUUACAGGAAUACUCUUUGUUUCUUUGUUGUGGCAAGCAUCUAUGAUGGCAAGUGAUUAUUGGCUUGCAUAUGAAACCUCAGAAGACCGUGCUCAAUCGUUUAAUCCUUCUCUGUUUAUUUCCGUCUAUGCAAUUAUUUCUGUAGUUUCAGUUGUCUUGAUAGUGCUAAGAUCCUACUCUGUUACAAUCUUGGGGUUAAAGACAGCACAGAUUUUCUUCUCUCAAAUUCUUCAUAGCAUCUUGCAUGCCCCCAUGUCUUUCUUUGACACUACUCCAUCGGGGAGAAUUCUAAGCAGGGCAUCCACUGAUCAGACCAAUGUUGAUAUCUUUAUCCCCUUGUUCUUUAACUUUGUGGUGGCCAUGUACAUUACAGUGAUCAGCAUCUUCAUAAUCACAUGUCAAAAUUCUUGGCCUACAACUUUCUUGCUAAUACCUCUUGUUUGGUUGAACUUAUGGUACCGGGGUUAUUUUCUUUCUUCAUCUCGUGAGUUAACUCGCCUGGACUCAAUUACAAAGGCACCUGUCAUUCAUCAUUUCUCUGAAAGCAUUUCCGGGGUCAUGACAAUCCGUGCAUUCAAAAAGCAGAAGGAAUUUUGUGAAGAAAAUAUUAAACGGGUGAAUGCUAAUUUGCGAAUGGAUUUCCACAACUUCAGUUCUAAUGCGUGGUUGGGUUUCCGCUUAGAAUUGCUUGGAGCCUUAGUCUUUUGCAUUUCUGCUAUGUUCAUGAUCAUGUUACCCAGCAGUAUCAUAAAGCCAGAAAAUGUUGGCUUAUCUCUCUCUUAUGGAUUGUCAUUAAAUGCCGUGAUGUUCUGGGCUAUAUACAUGAGCUGUUUCAUUGAAAACAAAAUGGUAUCUGUUGAGAGGAUAAAGCAGUUCACAAAUAUUCCAUCAGAAGCAGCAUGGAAACUUAAGGAUCGUAUGCCUCCUUCAAAUUGGCCUGGUCAAGGCAAUGUUGACAUCAAAGACUUGCAGGUCAGAUAUCGUCCAAACACUCCAUUGGUUCUUAAAGGCAUUACUUUAAGCAUUAGUGGGGGAGAAAAGGUUGGAGUUGUUGGUCGAACUGGUAGUGGAAAAUCAACUUUAAUUCAAGUGUUCUUCAGGCUGGUGGAACCUACAGGAGGGAAAAUAAUCAUUGAUGGCAUUGACAUAUCCGCCUUAGGGCUUCAUGAUCUUAGAUCUCGGUUUGGUAUCAUCCCUCAGGAGCCUGUACUUUUUGAAGGAACUGUCAGAAGUAACAUUGAUCCAACUGGACAGUAUACAGAUGAAGAGAUAUGGAAGAGUUUGGAACGUUGUCAACUAAAAGAUGCAGUGGCUACUAAGCCUGAGAAACUUGACUCUUCAGUGGUUGAUAAUGGAGAUAACUGGAGUGUGGGGCAGAGGCAGUUGCUUUGUUUAGGGAGGGUUAUGCUUAAGCAAAGCAGGCUUUUGUUUAUGGAUGAGGCAACAGCUUCUGUUGAUUCUCAAACUGAUGCUGUAAUUCAGAAGAUCAUCCGAGAGGACUUUGCAGCCCGUACCAUCAUCAGCAUUGCUCAUAGAAUACCAACAGUCAUGGACUGUGAUAGAGUUCUAGUUGUAGAUGCAGGGCGAGCUAGAGAAUUUGACAAGCCAUCCAACUUGCUCCAGAGGCCAUCGCUCUUUGGGGCAUUAGUUCAAGAAUAUGCCAACCGCUCCACUGGACUUUAAGAAAACUUCAGCUUCCUAAAGGCCAAGCAUUUUGAUUGAUGUUAGAAGUACACCCUUUGAAGGAAAAUGACAAUUUCCUUGUAGACGCAGAAAACUAGUGUUGAGAAGUGCAGUCACUUUUGUAAUGCAUUAAAAGAUGAGCAGUUUCAUUGCCGGUCAAUUUUGACAAGUGAAGCAUGAGCAACGCUUGUAAAUUGUAUUCUGAUUAUGCUUGGUUAAAGUAGCACUAGCAUUCAAAACUCUAGCCAUAGUAGGUCCUGAUAUUUACACUGCAACACCAAGUGUAAUGACUAAGAAGUUUCACGAUUACCUUUUUGCAUUAUAUUGAAUUAUAUACCACUAAUAAUCUACU
Messenger RNA from Gastrolobium bilobum, 5025 nucleotides. Its product is annotated as ABC transporter C family member 4-like. NCBI's taxonomy places the organism in Eukaryota, Viridiplantae, Streptophyta, Magnoliopsida, Fabales, Fabaceae. The record is from RefSeq and is a predicted model, not a curated record. Gene Ontology annotation, biological process: transmembrane transport. Gene Ontology annotation, cellular component: plant-type vacuole; vacuolar membrane. Gene Ontology annotation, molecular function: ATP binding; ATP hydrolysis activity; ABC-type transporter activity. The transcript has 12 exons. The coding region runs from base 159 to 4673 and encodes 1504 amino acids.